Molecule: messenger RNA, 1784 nt
Organism: Jatropha curcas
Lineage: Eukaryota; Viridiplantae; Streptophyta; Magnoliopsida; Malpighiales; Euphorbiaceae
Product: L-Ala-D/L-amino acid epimerase
Molecular function (GO): racemase and epimerase activity, acting on amino acids and derivatives
Source: RefSeq, a predicted model, not a curated record
UCCUAACCAAUAGUAAACUUCAAUUGAUCCAACAAAGAUUAAAGAAACAAUGUACAACAGUUAAAGGAAUAUCCCCUCUUUUUCUUCCUCCUUCACUUACCAGUAAAACACUCAUUCAAUCAUUUGUAAUAUAAAUCACCUUAGUUUUCUGUCAAAGAAGAAAGACUCUUUCUUUUUUCCCUUCCUUGUGAACAAUGGCUACUGUUAGGUCUUCUUUUUGCCUAACAAAUUCUUCGAUCUUCUUUACCUCUUCUAAUUUGAAAUGGGUACCAGGGAAUUACUUAAAUACUAACCAGAACAUUAGCAGGAUUCGUGUCAUUGCAAGUUCUAGUGGCAGUAACCUAAUGACACAGUCAUCAUCAGUUUCCUCUACUGCAGAAAGAACAAAUUUUGGAUUCAAGAACUUGACUGAGACUUUUUGGGUUGAUGUGCAGAGAGCAGAAGGGAGGCCACUAAAUGUGCAAAUAAAUGCACCAUUAAGUAUAGGGACUGCUCUUAGUCUGGAAAAGGUAGAGAAUGUUGCUAUUAGGGUUGAACUUAGUAAUGGAUGUGUUGGGUGGGGAGAAGUUGCUGUUGUUCCUUCAGUUACUGCUAAAAAUCAGAUGGUAGCUCUUGCAAUGGCUAAGGAAGCAUGUGAAUUUCUUUGUUGCAGUUCUCCUAGGGUGUUGAAUUUGGUGCUUAAUGAGAUUGGUGGUAUUCUUCCAGGAACUGAAUUUGCUUCUGUUAGGGCUGGAGUUGAAAUGGCAUUGAUUGAUGCAGUUGCUAAUAGUAUUGGUGUGCCGCUAUGGAGAUUAUUUGGUGGUGUAUCAAAUACAUUAACCACUGCUAUAACACUUCCAUCAAUUUGCCCUGCAGAAGCUUCUGAAUUGGCUUCUAAGUACUGCCAGUUAGGAUUCAAGACAUUGAAGCGAAAAAUGGAGAAGAACAUUAAUGCAGAAAUCAAAAUUCUUCAAGCCAUACAGGCAGCUCAUCCCCAUUGUUCAUUUAUAAUAGAUGCAAAUGGGAGAUACACAGUAAAAGAAGCCAUAGAAGUUCUUCAGAAAUUACAUGAUUCAGGAAUAAGGCCUACACUUCUUGAACAACCCAUUCAUAGAUAUGAACUUACAGGUCUUAAAGAAGUUAGUGAUUUUGCAAGAGGGAAGUAUGGGAUGUCUGUUUCCGUUGAUGAAAGCUGUGAGAGUCUAAAUGAUGUUCAAGGAGUUAUCAAGGAAAGUCUUGCUGAUGUUAUUAACAUAAAAUUAGCUAAAUUUGGAGUGAUGGGAGCCCUUGAAAUUAUUGAAUUGGCAAGAAAUUCUGGUGUGAAUCUAAUGAUUAGUAACGCAGUAGAGACUAGACUUGCCACUGGAUUUGCUGCUCAUUUGGCUGCUGGGCUUGGCUGUUUCAAAUUUGUUAGUCUAGAUAUGCCAUUUCUGCUCUCAGAAGAUCCUGUGAUCUGUGGUUAUGAAGCUUCUGGUGCUAUUUACAAGUUCUUAAAUGCAAGAGGUCAAGGAGGAUUUCUCAAAUGGGAUUUCACAUCAUGAUGAUUACAAGGGUUUAGUUCAUAAAAAGUGGAUGGUGAAGAUGGUUUCUACAGCCUAGAGAGUGAACGAACUGCAAAACAUUUCUUAGUAUAUUGCAUAUAUAGAAAGUUACACUAAUCAUGUGUUAGUGAUGUUAGCUGCUCUGAUAAAAGUUCUGUGCAUGAACUUUCUUCUUCAUUUUCUACUUCCAGUGAUGGUGUGCAUUUUUCUGUAAUCCAUCUUUCCAGAUUUCAUAAAAUUGGGUUACAAAUACAUUUCCUGUCA